Messenger RNA from Geosmithia morbida, 1386 nucleotides. Its product is annotated as AlcB. Lineage: Eukaryota; Fungi; Ascomycota; Sordariomycetes; Hypocreales; Bionectriaceae. The record is from RefSeq and is a predicted model, not a curated record. The transcript is spliced from 2 exons. Gene Ontology annotation, biological process: siderophore biosynthetic process. The coding region runs from base 1 to 1386 and encodes 461 amino acids.
AUGUCUCACGUUUCGCUGAGCUCCGUUUCCAACGGGGAGACCGUCAUCAAGCUCCCCCACCCGUACCUAACCGAGUACGCCGUCGCCAAGGCAGGCGAGGACAAGUACCGCAUCGAGCUCAAGGCCGACUCGUCGUCGUCGUCGAAGCUCGCGCCGCAGAAGCAGCCCCCGUCCGAGCUGCACAGCGAGACCCUGCGCUUCACCGAGCCCGUCGACCUCAAGUCGAGCGAGCUCCCCAGCCAGUCCAACAACUCUGCGUGGGCGCGCGCCCGCCGCUCGCCGGCCUCGACGGUCAGCUGGGAGGGCGCCGAGGCGCCGACCCUGGCCCAGGCCUGGCUCCUGCUGUACGUGCUCUUCACCGUGAGGCCGUCCAUGGAGUCCCUCCGUCUGGAGCUCGCCGGCGCCGGCGCCCCCCUGCUGGGCCAGCAGCUCAAGGACGUCUUCCUGGCCGUCGACCACCCCGAGCGCAGGGGCCGCCACGAUGACGAGGCCGCCGCCCCGGCGCCCCCGGAGUCGCCAGAGACCGAGUCGCUCGUCGUCGCCGUCCGCAGCGCCUUCUGGCAGGGCGCCGGAUCGCCCUUCGGCCCCAGGCCUGUCUGGUGCCCCGAGGAGUCGCCCGCGUCGCUGACCAAGCCUCUCUCCUCCUACCCCGUCACCCCCACCCACCACACCAUCACCGUCUCGUCCGCCGGCGACCCCGAGGACCCCGCCCGCACCCAGCAGGCCUGGCACCCCGUCCGCCCCGCCAAGCCCGCCCCCGGGGCCGUCAUCUACUCCCGCUACAUCCCCCACCUCGGAGAGACCUUCUCCAUGGUCUCGCUCGACUGGCAGGACGAAGAGCACCUGCGCCUCUUCCACGACUGGCAGAACGACCCCCGCGUCUCCCAGGGCUGGAACGAGACCGGCACCCUCGACCAGCACCGCGAGUACCUCCGCAAGAUGCACGUCGACCCUCACCAGGUCGCCGUCCUGGCCAGGUGGGACGACACCUACUUUGCCUACUUUGAGAUCUACUGGGCCAAGGAGGACCGUCUGGGUGGCUACUUCGACGCCGGCGACUUUGACCGCGGUCGCCACUCACUCGUCGGAGACGUCCGCUUCCGAGGCCCCCACCGCGUCACGGCCUGGUGGAGCAGCCUCAUCCACUACCUCUUCCUCGACGACCCCCGCACCGUCGAUGUCGUCGGCGAGCCCAAGGACGCCAACUCCACCGUCGUCAUGUACGACCUCAUCCACGGCUUCGGCCUCGAGUACUUUGUCAACCUGCCCCACAAGCGCAGCGCCCUCGUCCGUCUGUCGCGCGGCCGCUUCUUCCAGCUCUGUCCCCUGGGUGAGAGUCCCAAGGCUAUCGGUGGCAUGAAGAUUGGUCUGGUUCCCAAGCUGUAA